CUCCACCCUUUCUUCUCAGCUGCUACACAGAAACCACAUUGAGCAGCCUUCUAUUGCAAGACAAUGGCUCAUACAAAUAUGUAGCACUUUCUCUUCCUUUGCUCUUUAAGCACUUUCACUCUUCUUCCACUUUUUUUCUCCUGCAAGGCACCUUUUCAUGUUACAAAAUUAAGCUCAAAAGGGAAGAGAGAAUCUGUUUUUUCUUAGAGUUUCAGGUCUUAACUGAUGAAAAUCAGACCGAAAUUCCGGUGAAUUUUUGGAUUCAUUGCUUGUAUGUCACAGUGAGUGACGUCCUAGAAUCGGCUCGGACCAAAAUUUUCUUUAUUUAAUUUUGCUUUCUAAUGUUGCCAAGGAUGAUUCCCAGAUAUAAUCCAAAUGACAGUGAAUAUGGUUUGAAGCUUCUUGAGGACCUGACAACAAAUGCAUAUGAAGUACAGCAGCGGGUGUUGGAAGAGAUAAUAGUGAAAAAUGCCCAGACCGAAUAUCUGAAGGGCUUUCUCAAUGGCCACCAUGACAAGAAGGAUUUCAAGAACAAAGUUCCUGUUGUGAAUUAUGAAGAUGUCAAGCCUUACAUCGAGCGAAUUGCCAAUGGAGAGACGUCUGAGAUCAUCUCGGCUCAAAAAAUCACUGAGCUCCUCACCAGCUCGGGAACUUCGGGAGGACAGCCGAAGAUGAUGCCUUCAACCGUUGAAGACUUGGACAGGAAGACAUUCUUUUAUAAUCUCCUUGUGCCUGUGAUGAACAAGUAUGUGGAUGGCUUGGACCAAGGGAAAGGAAUGUACCUCUUGUUUAUCAAACCGGAAAUUAGUACUCCUUCCGGAUUAGUGGCAAGGCCUGUCCUGACCAGCUACUACAAGAGCAGUAACUUCCGCAACCGGCCUUUCAACCGGUUUAACAUCUACACAAGCCCGGAUGAGACCAUCUUGUGCUCAGACAGCAAGCAGAGUAUGUACUGCCAGUUACUCUGUGGUUUAGUACAGAGGGAUGAGGUCCUGAGGGUCGGUGCAGUUUUUGCGUCCGCCUUCCUCCGGGCCAUCAAAUUCUUAGAGGACCACUGGGAGGAGUUGUGCUCAAACAUAAGCUCAGGUAUUGUCAGUGCCUGGAUCACCGACUCCAGUUGUCGAAACGCGGUGUCUUUAGUCCUUAGCAAACCGAAUCCAGAUUUGGGCGAUUUGAUCAGGCACGAAUUUAGUAACAAGUCAAUGGAAGGGAUAGUUAAGAGGCUUUGGCCAAGAACAAAGUACAUUGAUGUUAUAGUCACAGGGUCCAUGGCUCAGUAUAUCCCAACUCUUGAAUUCUAUUCUGGUGGACUGCCUUUGAUUUCAACAAUGUAUGCUUCUUCUGAAUGCUAUUUCGGGAUCAAUUUCAACCCGCUAAGCAAGCCGCAUGAUGUUGCUUACACCCUCCUUCCGAACAUGGCCUACUUCGAGUUCCUACCCGUGGAGAAACACCACGAAGAGGUAGCCCCGUGCAACGGUGUUUCUGGUCAAGAUUGCGCAAACGCAGAUGAGGAGGAAAAUUUAAGAACGGUUGAUCUAGUGGAUGUGAAGCUUGGUCACUAUUAUGAACUUGUUGUCACAACUUUUACAGGGCUAUACAGGUACAGAGUUGGUGACAUUCUAAUGGUGACUGGCUUCCACAACAAAGCUCCUCAGUUCAGAUUCAUGCACAGGAGAAAUGUGGUUCUGAGCAUCGACACGGACAAAACCAAUGAAGAAGACCUUCUAAACGCCGUCACGCAAGCAAAGCUCCUGCUCGAGCCCCUCGGCUUCCUCCUCAUCGAGUACACCAGCUACGCGGACACCUCCUCAAUCCCAGGCCACUAUGUGCUGUUCUGGGAGCUCAAGACCAAAGAAAACAACGACACGAUAGAACUGGAGACCAUCAUUAUGGAGCAAUGCUGCUCCACAGUGGAACAAUCCCUGGACUCGGUGUACCGGAGGUGCAGGAGGAAGGACAAUUCCAUAGGACCACUGGAGAUCCGGAUUGUGCAGCAUGGGACUUUUGAUGCACUCAUGGAUUUCUCUGUGUCCCAGGGAUCUUCUGUGAACCAGUACAAAACUCCCAGGUGCAUCCAGUCAGAGGAGGCCAUUAGGAUUCUGGAUUCCAGGGUGGUGGGAAGAUUCUUCAGUAAAUCAACUCCUCUAUGGGAGCCAUUUAGAAUAGAGACUCAAUAAUUUGACUGACAAACAAAAACAUGGUGAAUUUUGGCAUUUCCCUGGAUUUGACUGACAUAAACAAAAACAUGGCCACUCCGGGUUUGAUUCAUUUCCCUGGAAAUGUUAACUGAGAACCCAAUUUCAUGGUUUGAUUUGUAAAAGUUCUUGUCCUAUAUAUUCUGUGAUUUCCCUCUCAUUGUGUAUGUUGGAUUUGGAUUAAAAUUUAGACUACAUUUUAGAAA
Malus domestica (apple) is the source of this 2401-nucleotide messenger RNA. RefSeq names its product indole-3-acetic acid-amido synthetase GH3.17-like. The record is from RefSeq and is a predicted model, not a curated record. Lineage: Eukaryota; Viridiplantae; Streptophyta; Magnoliopsida; Rosales; Rosaceae. Gene Ontology annotation, molecular function: acid-amino acid ligase activity. Gene Ontology annotation, cellular component: cytoplasm.